This is a messenger RNA of Acipenser ruthenus (sterlet), 5686 nucleotides long. Its product is annotated as beta-1,4-galactosyltransferase 2-like. Bases 490 to 1605 code for a protein of 371 amino acids. Gene Ontology annotation, biological process: carbohydrate metabolic process. Lineage: Eukaryota; Metazoa; Chordata; Actinopteri; Acipenseriformes; Acipenseridae. The transcript has 7 exons. Gene Ontology annotation, molecular function: glycosyltransferase activity. The record is from RefSeq and is a predicted model, not a curated record.
CUCUCAUUAUCUCCCUUUCUAUAGAAAAUUAUUCUAACAGGCUGAGGGGGGUGCGAGGGGAGGCGACACAUCAUAAGACUGAUCUGCAAUUAGAUAACUGGAAUGUACCGUAAAGGUGAUGGAACAGAAUGGGGGAAAUAGCUACAGCUUUGGACUAUAGUCAGGCUGUCAUUGACGCGCAUUGCAACACAGGGAAAAAAAGAUGACUGAUUAAUGUAAAUAAUAGAAGUAAACAAAUACACGCAAAUUUGGGUGUUUGAUGCCUGAAUUUUCUAUGUGCCUUGUUCUGCUGGGUUGCUUUGAUGUUGUGAAGGCUCCGUACGGAACUGGUAUAUUUGUUAUUGACAGUUUUUUAACUGAGAAAGGUGGGCAUAAUUGAUAGAAUGUCUUCGGUUUGCAGCUGCUAUUUUAAGGUUCUGCGCAGACCCUGAGAAUCCCUACGACGAAGGGAGCGGAUGCUCAUCCCAUUGCCCCGAGCGCGUCCUGAAAAUGACCAGACUGAUGUUGGGCAGGACGCUGGAAAGGAUCUGCAAGGCCGUCCUCCUACUCUGUCUCGUGCACUUCCUCAUCAUGAUGAUUCUGUACUUUGACGUCUACAGCCAGCGCUUUGACAUCUUCAGCCGCUUCAAUGGGCGCAACUUCUCGCGGACACACCACUACUACAACCUCUCGCGUCCCAAUGGCACCUUCCCCACAUACCUGCCUGCAGGGGACCACUUCCUGCCCAGCACGAAGCCCGAAACUAACUACACGCCCACCAUCAAGCCUGUACCGCCGUGCCCUGAGGUGCCACCUGGGUUAGUUGGCCGCUUGCUUAUCGAGUUCAGCUCUGCCAUGACGCUGGAGAGAGUGCAGAAGGAGAACCCGGACGUGACAAAUGGAGGGAAGUACACUCCUCCGGAUUGUAAAGCCAAGCAGAAGGUGGCCAUUAUCAUCCCUUACCGGCACAGAGACCACCAUCUCAAGUACUGGCUGCACUACCUCCACCCCAUUCUCCGUCGACAGAAGAUUGACUACGGGAUCUUUAUUAUCAACCAGUAUGGGGAGGACACAUUCAACAGAGCGAAGCUGCUGAACAUCGGGUAUACAGAAGUCCUGAAGGAUGCAGAGUAUGACUGCUUCAUAUUCAGCGAUGUGGACCUGAUCCCCAUGGACGAUCGCAACCUGUAUCACUGCUAUGACCAGCCGCGGCACUUUGCCAUCGCUAUGGAUAAGUUCGGGUUCAGGUUACCUUACGCUGGCUAUUUUGGAGGGGUUUCGGGUCUCACCAGAGUCCAGUUUCUAAAAAUCAACGGUUUUCCAAACGAGUACUGGGGCUGGGGUGGUGAGGACGACGAUAUUUAUAACAGGAUCACACUAAAUGGAAUGAAGGUCUCUCGUCCUGACGUGCGGAUCGGGCGGUACCGGAUGAUAAAACAUGAGCGAGACAAGCACAACGAGCCCAACCCGCAGAGGUUCAACAAAAUCCAGAACACCAAGGCCUCAAUGAAGCAUGACGGCAUUAACUCAUUGCAGUACCGUGUUCUGGAGGUCACCAAGUACCCACUCUUCACCAACAUCACCGUGGAGAUCGGCAAACCACCGCCCCGCCCCCCUAGAGGAUAGACCUUCCUCGAUUCAGGGAUGCAAAUCUCAGACACCAACAUACAAACACAUCCUCCUGCUGUUCUCUUCUCACCUUGCUUGCCAGGGGUCCAACCAAAAGGGAAGCCUUAACCAGUGGCUGCUGUCCCGAGCUUUGAGAGGCUGCAGAUCCCUUUGAGAAGGCACAAACCCUGUGCUUCACAAGACUCAAUACAAAACCCUUUGUUUGGCCUCCCUGGAAUGCUUCAUCAUUGGGGUAAAUUAGUUUUGCAACCCCUGUCUUUGUAACUAACCUCUGCAUACUGUUACACAUUGAGUGCAGUCCUGAAUGCAACCAGGGGAGUGGUCUUAACUCAAAUGUUUUUCUUUUCCUUGUUUUGUUUACAACAUAUCCGGCUUCUGUGGUAAUUCAAGUUAUGAAAACAUCAUACCAGAAACGAAUAAACAGUCUUUGUUUAUUAUCAUUUUAGAGGAUUGUUAAAGACGUUCUGUGAGCAACAUACUGUACAGAUUGUUUUAUUAGUUUACCCAGGGUUUCAUAUCUUGGAAUAUCUUGAAAGCUUUGCUUUUCUUUAUCUUUUGAAUGGUCACAUACAAUCCUAUUCAUUUCUUUUUCUUUUUUUCUUUUGAUAAAAAAACAGCAAACUGAAAUACUCAAUUGAAUGUGUCCCUGUGAUUGCCUCAUUCAGAACUUUUUUGGCACUGGUAUUACUUUUAAAUACAAAUGCUGGGCUUUAUCUUGCGGAUUAGUGCUCAGUGAAGGACUGUGUGAAUUGGAUUUUCUGUCCCGUGCAGCCAGGUUUUAUUUAAACAGAUCUGACAAGUUGUAAAAAGAGGAAUUAAGUCUGCAAAGGAAAAGGGUCUAGUUCACAAAGAACUGAUCCAAAGACUGACUGGAGCUGACAGGACUGGUGCUCAAGAAUAUCAAAUAACUGGAAUACACCUAGUGGCCAGCCAUAUGUCAAUUACACUGAGGUUGAACUGGGUGUGCCUUUAUCCCUGCUAGGUUGCUGCUGAAACUACAUAUUCAGAAUAUUGAUUUCUAAAAAUAUGUGGCAUAUGCAGUGCAAGACUAUUGUCUCCUAAGGUAUUUAUGGAGACAUCAGCUGAUGGUUUGAUUGUAAUUAAUCUAACAGUUUUCACUGGAAUUAUAGUACACUGUUUGAAAACGGAUCUCAAUAGCCAGAGACAUUUUUUUCCUUUAUUUUAUUUCUUUUGCAGAAUAACUGUACUCUUUUUAUAUAACAAUAACUCAAUGAACAAACAAAACCGUUUCAACGUCUUUAAUUUGCCGCCUUUUUCAGAUUUCUUUUCUUUUUUUUUUUUUUUUUUUUUGUACUGCCUAAACACCAAACCGAUGCCUUUGGAAUUUUUAUGUGGGGCAAACAACUGGUAAUGCUGCAUUCUGGGUGAUUUUUGUAUUAAUGUUCCUGUGUGUAGUGAAGUGAUGUGGAAGUCUUUCUCUUUUGUACUAUUAUCUUGGCUUAGCUCAAAAGAUUAAGUAUUCAAAAAGCUUUCCCUUUUUUGUUUUUUUUAAAACAUCUGUUAACAAACGCUUGCAUUUUCUUUUUUUCUCUCCCAACUCUAUCUGCAUUCUAUAUCAUAAAUGCCAUUCAGCUGCCCAGUUCAACAGGAUAAUGGUAUAUUUCUUCUGGUUGAAGUUGCACUUUUAGAAAUGCAUAUUAUAAUAUUAGAUAUUAAAUCUUAUAAUAUUUACACUUUUUUUUUUUUUUUUUAAUGGAGAACCAAAAUCCCUUUUCUUGGUUUUUCUUAUGACUGGUGAGCUUUGUUCUUCACUUUUAGAUGGUUUUUAUUCUUCAGGUUUUAGGAAGUUACGUUGCAAAUUUUCAGACUACAACUGCCAGGAUAUAUCCACCUGUAUUGAAGGUUCUGAUACCACCUAACUCCUGGAUAUAAUACUAUAUUUUCAUGAAAACAUGCCUAAACCACCUACUGGAUACUGAGCACAUUACCUGUUGGGGGUCAAAUUGUACUGCAUCAAUAAAACACCAACAUAUAGAACAUCCAGUACAUACGUUGUGAGAUAGUUAUUACUUCCAAAUGUGAUUGGGUGAUCGGUCUGAAUGACGUACCUAUCAGCUUCCUGCUCGCAACUCUUCAUCAGCAGUCUGUAACUGUCUGAUAAUAAUUAUUCAUACAUUAAAUCUUACCCAAUAAGCAGUAAUGCAUUGUUAGCCUAUCGCUACGUUAACCCACGUGUGGAAAUGUACUGCCCUCUCAGCUAUGAAGGCAAACAAAAAAGAGAACAAUAGUUAUGCAGGAGAAAGUUCACAUAUCUUUAGGAACUAAGGCUUUAAAUGUAUAUAGAGCAGAUCUGUCAACAGCUCUAAAAAUACUGUAUUCCAGGCAGUCAUCUUAAAUGAAUACUUGUUUGCAAAUAUGUAAGUGUUAUUACACAUUGUAGCUGUGAAAGAAUGUGAUACUGGAUUUAAAUGUGUGAAUUGGGUUAAUGAUUUGUAACUGUGCCACAAAAUGCGUUAAAAAAAAUUUGUAUAUUAAAUAGAAAUAAUUAUAAAAAAAAGGUUUCAUUGGAGCCAAGGUAGUGUGAAAGUAUCUAGAAAUAUAUUUGGAGGGUCUUUUACUGGUGACUUACUUCAGGAUAUACCAUUAACUUGGUGAGGAAUUGAAAUAUCAAGCAAAACUGUUGGUAACUUGUGUUGUAAUUAUACUGUAAUGGAUUUGCACAUGUAUUUGAGUGAAUUGCAGUUUAAUUAUAGCAAAUUCAAGCCCAUUUAAAAUAGUGUUACCAAAGAAUUUGAGAAGUUUCAGUUCAGUUCCUGGUUUCAUAGGCCUUCUUGAUACAAAGAGAAAGCAAUGUAACUUGCAUCAGCUCGGGACAGAUACAUUUCAGAUGUAAUUGUAAUCUGCCUGCAGCACAUUGUCCUCGAGCAUCAGUUUUCUGUACUGUCACUGUAUUAUUUUGCAAUUAAAGAUCACCAGUCUGUUUAGAUAGGUGUGGUAGAAAAAGUGAUGUAAUCUGCAGUAACAAUGCAUAUAAUUUUGUCUAACACUGCUGUCUAUUUUUCCUAAUUUUAAUAUCAGGUAAAUUGCACCUUGUCAUUGUUGCAAGAAUCAUUGAGAGAAACAUCUUAAAGGCAACAUUUAAAUUACAAUUGAUACGAUCUGCCCUUUAAAAUUAUUCAAAACAUAUUAGUGGCCAAAUAAAUGUUGCUAGAUCUUUAUUCACGCAAGUUAUUUGUUCAGCAUUCCAAAAAGUAGAGAUUAAUUAUCCAUUUUUAAAAUCACACACACACAGUUAUUUGUUACUCACAUUAUUUAACUCUGCGCUGAAAAAAUAGUUUUUUUUGUAUUUAUAUAUAUAGAGAGAGAGAGAGAACCAAGUAUGUUUUCAUUGUUUCUCUCUAUGAAAUUCUUAUACAGUAUGCAACAUAAUCUCUAACCAGUAUUCGGAAGCUGAUUCUUAAUAAUAAUAAUAAUAAUAAUAAUAAUAAUAAUAAUAAUAUUCAUAUAAAAUAAACUAAAGUUUCCCAGCUUUGACCUUAUUCCCUCUUGUGAUUAUUUUUAACAUCAUUAGAUUUCUUUUAACAACCCACUUGUCAACUUGCAGUUAAAACUGCAUUAACAGAAAUUGCAAUCCAGUUCUGGUGAUCUUAAAUUGCUGAUUAAAUGAUUGUGAAAUAAAACAGAAGUUGAGGGUGCAGUUAAACCUCAGUCUAAUGACACCUUGCAAUCCGACAGUACUACAGUUAAACUUAAGUUAUUUUUUCCAUACAGUAUGUAAUGGAUACUGUUGGUCAGUAGAGCUAUGUAUAGCCAGAAGUAGAAAACAGCAAUACUUUUCAAAGCAUUUACACAUUCCUCCAUGCAUUCAUUUCUUAGUAAAGCUAUGUCAACAGAACCACCUUCCUCUUGGUACAAAGCUGAAAAAUAAGUAAGACCUGCUUUUAAAUGUAUAAUGAUGAAUUGCCUUGGGCUUCAGAGACUUGAGUGUUUUAAAUAAUGUACUGUAUCUAGGUUUUGUACAUUGAAUGUUGGAAAUCUAAAAUCUUAUAGAAUGCAUACUGUCAUAUCAAACCUACUUUUUUGUACACAACCAAUCAAUAAAAUAAAAAAAAUAAAU